GCCGACGCCAGCUGGCGCAGCAGCACGGCACAACGCAGUAGCAACCAGGACUGCAGCGCUGGUGGGUCGUGCUGCAACGUGAGAGCCGCCGUGUUUGGGUGCUAGCGAGGUUAUUGCUGAGAUCACUUUGCAGUCAGCAGCUCGAUGAGUGACGGUUGUGACAGUGGCGGUGGGGACACCGGCGGAGGUUGCGACAGUGGGGGUGGCUUCUCCGGAGGCGGAGACUCCUCCUGGAGCGGUGGGGGCGGCGGUGGAGACCACGGCAGCAGCGACAGUCACCACCACUCGUCCAGCCACUGGGGCGGUGGCGACCACAGCUCCAACCACUGGGGCAGCGACAACAAGACCGAGUCCAGCACCGACAACAACGACUGGUGGAAGUCGUAUGGGGCUGGAGCCGGAGCUGACACAGGAACUGCUGACAACGCCAACUGGUCGAGCACCACCAACUACAACGAUGACAGCAGCCAACGCAAGCGUGAUAAUCGUAGGGGAGGGGGAGGCGGUGACUGCUGCAACCUGUUAUAGCACCAGCAGCAGUCUCAACCCCACUGGACAGCAGCGCCAAAGGAUGUCAUCAGCGCUAACCAACUCCUGUUCUUGGGAGUUUUGAUUUUGCCACAUCGAGACAUGGAAUAUGUGGCUGGGUCCGUUUAUAAACUUUCGUCUCCGAUUAGGGAGACAGAACAAUUUUAUACAAAUAUUUCGUCUGUGGACAGUCGAAUUAACAUAGAACAUGCGUAGCAUUUGUCUAGGUUUGGGAAUUCAAAUUAACUACAGCAAAAACAAAG
Messenger RNA from Schistocerca piceifrons (Central American locust), 791 nucleotides. RefSeq lists its product as uncharacterized. Bases 145 to 528 code for a protein of 127 amino acids. NCBI's taxonomy places the organism in Eukaryota, Metazoa, Arthropoda, Insecta, Orthoptera, Acrididae. The record is from RefSeq and is a predicted model, not a curated record. The transcript is spliced from 3 exons.